This is a messenger RNA of Xenopus laevis (African clawed frog), 4316 nucleotides long. It is a transcript of the gene ampd3.L, whose product is annotated as adenosine monophosphate deaminase 3 L homeolog. The transcript is spliced from 15 exons. Bases 633 to 2942 code for a protein of 769 amino acids. NCBI's taxonomy places the organism in Eukaryota, Metazoa, Chordata, Amphibia, Anura, Pipidae. The record is from RefSeq and is a predicted model, not a curated record.
GGAGUAAAACACGCUAUUAGGAAGACCCGCGACCCGAACUGCGACCCGCAAACUCGCAUCUAUACCUACUCCCGUAACUUCUACCUGCAACCCACAGGGUACCGCAAUGUUUUGUGGGUACCCCACCCCCUGCAGGACUCUAGUUUGGGGGGUUACCAAUAAAAGGGUUUUCCAUUGGAGAAUGUACAAUUAUAUUUGAAUAUAGAGCAGUCAGUUUCCUCUUGGGGAAGUCUAACUGUUCAUUGGAUGUAAGAGUGUUGUUGUUUCACAUGUGAUACUUUGUAUAUCCCUGCGCUGUUUGUUGUUCUUUCUUCUCUAUUCUCCCAGCAGUGCGGAAGCUGAACUUUAUUGUUCCCUGCUCAUGAGUCGGACCCAGCCGGCCCUAUUUGGCUGAUGUUUGUCAGGGUGCCAAGGGGCUGUGUUUUGGGUCAGGGAAAAGCGAGGUGCAGGGAGUGUGAAGUUGUUCCAGAAGAAGGACUGACGGAGAGAAAUAUCCUGUACUGAUCAGACCAGGGGGUUGAAGCUGCUGCAGGUGACUGAGAUCUCCCCAGGGAACAAAGAUUUACUGCAGAACCUUCUGGGCUUGACCUGACUGGAAUCUCAGCACCGUCCUGUUCCAGCUUCAAGCAGAGAUGCCUCGCCACUUCCCACGCCUGAACAUCAAUGAGGUGGACGAACAAGUGCGGCUCUUGGCCGAGAAAGUAUUUGCCAAAGUUCUCCAGGAAGAGGACAGCAAAGAUGCCUUCGCCUUGUUCACCGUCCCUGAGGACUGUCCCAUUGGCCAGAAGGAAGCCAAGGAAAGGGAGUUGGAGAAGGAGCUCGCAGAGCAGAAGUCGGCGGAGACUGUUAAAAGGAAGAAAAGCUUUAAGAUGAUCCGAUCCCAGUCAAUGUCCCUGCAAAUCCCGAUCCACGACUGGAAGAUCCCCACGGUCUCUGCCGUGAUAUCCCCAGUGGAACCAGAAGCAUCGGCUUUUCGGGGACCGGAGCCGGACGCCCCAAUCCCAUAUGAUGGGCCAGAAUUUCAGAGAGUCACAAUAUGUGGAGAUUACUGUGCUGGGGUGACAGUAGAUGACUAUGAACAGGCAGCCACCAGCCUUGCUAAAGCCCUGCUGAUCCGGGAGAAAUAUUCUCGGCUGGCUUACCAUCGCUUCCCCCGGACCACGUCCCAGUACCUGUGCACGAUGAAUGGCAAGGAAAGCUGGAAAAUGGAAGAUGAAGUCUAUCCAGAGUUUAACCCUCCUCCUGACGAUAAAGAGGACCCCUGUAAUCUAGAGAACGUUCCCUCAAACCUUCACUACGUGGUGAGCAUGAAAGGGGGGAUCCCUUAUGUGUACGACAACAAAGCCAAGAUGGAGGCCAACGAGCCGCGCAGUUUCCCUUAUCCCGACAUGGAGACGUAUACGCUGGACAUGAGCCACAUUCUGGCGCUCAUAGCCGACGGCCCCACGAAAACCUAUUGUCACCGGAGAUUGAAUUUCCUGGGCUCCAAGUUUAAUCUCCACGACAUGCUGAAUGAGAUGGCAGAACUGAAGGAGCUGAAGAGCGUGCCGCAUCGCGACUUCUAUAACGUCAGGAAGGUGGACACUCACAUCCACGCGGCCGCCUGCAUGAACCAGAAGCACUUACUGAGAUUUAUCAAACACACCUACCGCACCGAGCCAGACAGGGUGGUGGCAGAGAAAAACGGCCAGAAGAUCACCCUAAAAGAGCUGUUUGAGGGUCUCCACAUGGACCCCUACGAUCUGACUGUCGACUCUUUGGAUGUUCACGCUGGGAGACAAACGUUCCAUCGAUUCGACAAAUUCAAUGCCAAAUACAAUCCGGUGGGUGCCAGCGAGCUCCGAGACCUCUACCUAAAGACUGAGAAUUACAUCGGAGGAGAAUAUUUUGCUCGUAUUAUCAAGGAGGUUGCACAAGAGCUGGAAGAGAGUAAAUACCAAUACACAGAGCCGCGCUUAUCUAUAUAUGGCCGAGUGCCAGAAGAAUGGGACAGUUUAGCAAAAUGGUUCAUCAAGCACAAACUGUAUUCACCCAACAUGCGCUGGAUCAUCCAAGUCCCCCGAAUAUUCGACAUUUUUAAAUCAAAGAAAAUCCUUCCGGAUUUUGGCAAAAUGCUGGAAAACAUUUUCCUGCCCCUGUUCGAGGCCACAAUUAACCCCUCGGAUCACAAGGAGCUCUACCUCUUCAUGAACUAUGUGACGGGCUUCGACAGUGUUGACGACGAAUCCAAACACAGCGAUCACAUGUUCACGUACAAGAGCCCAAACCCGGAUGAAUGGUGCCACGAGCAGAACCCCCCGUAUAGUUACUAUUUGUACUUUAUGUACGCCAACAUCAUGCUGCUCAACAACCUGCGCAAGGAGAGAGGGAUGAGCACGUUCCUGUUCAGACCCCACUGUGGGGAGGCCGGCUCCAUCACUCACCUCGUCUCAGCGUUCAUCACAGCCGACAACAUUUCUCAUGGGCUCAACCUUAAACAAAGUCCAGUUCUGCAGUAUCUGUAUUAUCUGGCCCAGAUUCCCAUUGCCAUGUCCCCACUUAGCAACAACAGCCUCUUCCUGGAAUAUUCCAAGAAUCCACUGCGGGAAUUUCUACAUAAAGGACUUGUGGUGUCUCUGUCCACUGAUGAUCCAAUGCAGUUCCACUACACCAAGGAGGCACUGAUGGAAGAAUAUGCCAUAGCAGCGCAAGUUUGGAAACUCAGUACAUGUGACCUGUGUGAGAUCGCAAGGAACAGUGUGCUGCAGAGCGGCCUCUCCGACAAGGAAAAGAAACAUUUCUUGGGGGUCGGUUACUUGAAAGAAGGCCCCGAGGGGAACGACAUCAGCAGAACCAACGUGGCGCAGAUCCGUAUGGCCUACAGAUACGAGACUCUAUGUAACGAGCUGAGCUUCUUGGCGGACGCUAUGAAUUCACCACACCUCGCUGGUGCUAAACCGUAAUGGAGGACAAAUAAAAUCUUCAGCCUCCUCUGAAAUCCUGUGCCUCUCAAACCUCCAUCGUGGGUCCACCCAUUUACGUAUCUCAAUGUUCUUGUAACAAUGCUGCCUGACAAGACUCGUUUGACAUUUUAUUAUCUGCUUGAUGUGCAGAAUACUGGUAUAACCCACAGAAAGCCACUCUCCAUCUGUUGAAGAACUACAGCUCCCAGCAUACAGCUGCAGUUCUGCAACACUUAGAGGGAAAGCCAAUUCCAAGACACACAAUGCUUUAAAUGAAAGAGUCCCUAGUAACGUUCAUAGUUAUCGAUGUAACCAUAUCGGCUGCUUAACAGAACUAAAAAUAAAUGUGAUAAGGCUUUGCUCAUGGGGGCAGCCAUUUUGAAACUCCCACUUCCUGUGAUUCUAAACAGCAUAACAUGGAGGACAGUAGAUUGUUAAGGAGCUCGAUGACAAGGUUCAAUAACAUGCCACAAGGUCUAGGAUUUUUAAUUUAAAAACUGGCAAAUGUUAAGAUGUUAAGUUCAGCCACAUGUACUACAAUAUUGAGUUAAUACACGCGCAUUUUAAGUACUGUUAAAAAAAAACCUGAUUUUGUUUUUUCCAGGCCAACUUGACUCCCAAGUUGGAAUUUAAUAUAGAUGUGUGUGUGUGUGUGUGUGUUUGUCUCUAAUACUCUAAGAGUGAAUUGCUAUAUGCACAGCUUAGUUGUUGCACUUAGCAGAGCUAAACCCUCAGACGGUACAGCAAUAUGGCAGCUCCUGUCCAUAUGUACAGCGAAGAUCUGUUCUGUGCUCACAAUUACCGUAGCUGGGAACAUAAUCCCCACCAAUCAAUUGGAUAUAUUCUGUCUGUAAAUAAAUAAGGCGUGCAGCAGCGAGGCCAUAUGCAUGAGUAUCUUCGUAGUCGGAACAGAUGGGACAUAGUAUCCUGCCUCGUAAAUUCUAUAAACUGUGAGGACACAAUCGGGAAGGAGAAGUUUCCCAGGAUCUUUAGCAUCAGGUGCUUGGUGUAUUUACAGACAUUCCCCCAGGACUGCGGCUAUUUCCAAGCUGCGUUGGUGGUGGGUGGGGGGAUGGAAAGCUUAAACCCCGUGUAGCUAUUUAGGAUCUACCUUCACCCCAACAUGCUACUCCUGCCAAUCCUAUGCCGAUUUCAAUGUACGCAAAUGUAUUCACCGCCAGUGUUUCCCAUGCACUUUCGAUGUUCCUUUCCCUGUUAAACACAAGGGGGUGGGAUUAAGCAGGAACAGCCUGUUUUAUUUAUGCGUUAUGUUUACAGUUGUACUAUAAGUCAAUAUGAUAUAUAUAUAUAUAUAUAUAUUUUUUUUGUAAUCUAUACGUUUGAAUCAUUUAAUAAAGCUGGUGACACAUCUUC